This is a messenger RNA of Ylistrum balloti, 1295 nucleotides long. RefSeq names its product betaine--homocysteine S-methyltransferase 1-like. NCBI's taxonomy places the organism in Eukaryota, Metazoa, Mollusca, Bivalvia, Pectinida, Pectinidae. The transcript is spliced from 7 exons. Bases 152 to 1192 code for a protein of 346 amino acids. The record is from RefSeq and is a predicted model, not a curated record. Gene Ontology annotation, molecular function: methyltransferase activity; zinc ion binding.
CACACACAUAGCUCUAAUUUUGUGUGCACUGAAGCUCACGUGGAUGGCACAAACUAAAUACACGUUUAGUCUCGUUUGUAGGAUAUCAACAGAAUUGUUUACACGUCCUGUACUCCUGAAUCUUGACCAGGAAUUUCUCAACUGACAAACCAUGCCAACAAAAGGUUUCUUACAACGAUUAAAUGAUGGCGAGGCUAUUAUCAUUGCGGAGGGAUAUAUGUGGGAACUUGAGAGAAAGGGUUACGUAAAGUUCGGGGAGUUCACACCGGAAGUAGUUCUGAACAAUCCAGAAGUGGUGCGAAUAAUGCAUGAAGAAUAUGCACACGCAGGAAGUGACGUCGUCGAAGCGUUUACGUAUUUAGGCAACAGAAAGCGCUUGCGAGCUAUUGGCAUUGAGGAAGGGCUGGAAGAACUUAACAGACGUGCUUUAAGAAUGGCCCGGGAAGUCGCGGACGCCACAGGGUCUCUCAUGGCCGGAGAUAUUUCACAUACCUGGCACUACCAGCCCGAUAAUCCCGAAGCAAUGAAGGAAUUAAGAGCUAUGUUUAAGGAACAAAUCGAAUGGGCUGUUCAGGAAAAGGCUGAUUACAUCAUCGGGGAGACAUUCCAGGACUUCGGAGAAGCCAUGAUUGCACUCGAAAUGAUCAAGGAACACGGAAACGGGCUGCCGGCUGUCAUAACACUGACGGUAUACCAACCGGAUGUAAUGCUAGACGGAGUCCCUGUUCCAGAGGCAUGCAAACGGCUCGAAGAUGCUGGGGCUGCCGUAGUUGGCCUGAACUGUGCGCGUGGACCCCAAACAAUGAUGCCCUUACUGAAAGAGAUCCGAAAAGUCUGUAAGGGUCCCCUUGCGGCUAUCCCAGUCCCUUUCCGAUGCAGGGGCAAGUACAAAACCUUCCAGUCACUUCUGGACCCUGAAACAGGUGAUCGCCUCUACCCUGACAAUCUGUCAGCUCAGCUCUGUACUCGUUGGGAGGUACGCAAGUUCGCAGAAGAAGCCAAAGAGCUCGGUGUUCAGUACAUUGGAUUGUGCUGUGGCAACUCGCCAGCAUUCUUCCGCGAGGUGACGGAUGUGUAUGGCAGAACAACCGGCGCCAGUAAAUAUAGUCCUGACUUCACCAACAGUCUGUCCAGGUCGACUGAUCCGAAAAACAAGAAGAUACAGUCGUUUAUGUUCGAUUGUGUGGACUAAAGCCUCUAAUAACAUUCAUCCAACAAGAUUAAGACAAGACUAAAUAGAAAAAAGUUUGUGACCGGGAAAAUGCGAAAAAUAAAUUUGGCGUAACUUUCGUCUA